Molecule: messenger RNA, 2357 nt
Organism: Myotis lucifugus (little brown bat)
Lineage: Eukaryota; Metazoa; Chordata; Mammalia; Chiroptera; Vespertilionidae
Gene: HSF2
Product: heat shock transcription factor 2
Biological process (GO): regulation of DNA-templated transcription
Molecular function (GO): sequence-specific DNA binding; DNA-binding transcription factor activity
Source: RefSeq, a predicted model, not a curated record
GCGCCUGCGUCGUGGGCGUUCUCGGGGAGCAGCUGCCGUCGCCGCCGACGCCACUGCCGCGUUCGGGUGUCGAAUGUGGAAUCCCUGCGCCUCGCUAACAAUGAAGCAGAGUUCGAACGUGCCCGCCUUCCUCAGCAAGCUGUGGACGCUCGUGGAGGAGACCCACACCAACGAGUUCAUCACCUGGAGCCAGAAUGGUCAAAGUUUUCUGGUUUUGGAUGAACAAAGGUUUGCGAAAGAAAUACUUCCCAAAUACUUCAAGCACAAUAACAUGGCAAGCUUUGUGAGGCAACUGAAUAUGUAUGGUUUCCGUAAAGUAGUACAUAUUGACUCUGGAAUUGUAAAGCAGGAACGAGAUGGUCCUGUUGAAUUUCAGCAUCCUUACUUCAAACAAGGCCAGGAUGACUUGUUGGAGAACAUUAAAAGGAAGGUUUCAUCUUCAAAACCAGAAGAAAAUAAAAUUCGUCAGGAAGAUUUAACAAAAAUUAUAAGUAGUGCUCAGAAGGUUCAAAUAAAACAAGAGACUAUUGAGUCCAGGCUUUCUGAGUUAAAAAGUGAGAAUGAGUCCCUUUGGAAGGAGGUGUCAGAAUUACGAGCAAAACAUGCGCAACAGCAACAAGUUAUUCGAAAGAUUGUCCAGUUUAUUGUUACAUUGGUUCAGAAUAACCAGCUUGUGAGUUUAAAACGUAAAAGGCCUCUACUUCUGAACACUAAUGGAGCCCAAAAGAAGAAUCUAUUUCAGCACAUAGUCAAAGAACCAGCUGAUAAUCACCAUCAUAAAGUUCCACACAGUAGGACUGAAGGUUUAAAACCAAGGGAGCGGAUUUCAGAUGACAUCAUUAUUUAUGAUGUUACUGAUGAUAAUGCAGAUGAAGAAAAUAUCCCAGUUAUUCCAGAAACUAAUGAAGAUAUCAUAUCUGAUCCCUCCAACUGUAGCCAGUACCCUGAUAUUGUCAUUGUUGAAGAUGACAAUGAAGAUGAAUAUGCACCGGUCAUUCAGAGUGGAGAUCAGAAUGAACCAGCCAGAGAAUCCCUAAGUUCGACUGCAGAUGAUCCUGUUACCAUGAUGGAUUCCAUUUUAAAUGAUAACAUCAAUCUUUUGGGAAAGGUUGAGCUGUUGGAUUAUCUUGACAGUAUUGAUUGCAGUUUAGAGGACUUCCAAGCCAUGCUGUCUGGAAGACAGUUUAGCAUAGACCCAGAUCUCCUGGUUGAUCUUUUCACUAGUUCUGUGCAGAUGAAUCCCACAGAUUACAUCAAUAAUACAAAAUCGGAGAAUAAAGGAUUAGAAACUACCAAGAACAAUGUAGUUCAGCCAGUUUCAGAAGAGGGAAGAAAAUCUAAACCCAAAACAGAUAAACAGCUUAUCCAGUACACUGCCUUUCCACUUCUUGCAUUCCUUGAUGGGAACCCUGCUUCUGCUGUUGAACAGGGGAGCACAGCAUCAUCAGAAGUUAUGUCCUCUGUAGAUAAGCCCAUAGAAGUUGAUGAGCUUCUGGAUAGCAGCCUGGACCCAGAACCAACCCAAAGUAAGCUUGUUCGCCUGGAGCCGUUGACUGAAGCCGAAGCUAGUGAAGCCACACUGUUCUAUUUAUGUGAACUGGCUCCUGCACCUCUGGAUAGUGAUAUGCCACUUUUAGAUAGCUAAAUUCCCAAGAAGUGGACUCUACAUGUAUAUAUUCAUCAAAAUGAUGAACUAUUUAUUUUAAAGUAUUAUUUGGUACCCGUUUUUUUGUAAAUUGCUUUGUUUUGUUUUAAUUGGAUACUGUGGAAUCAAAAGCACCUUUUGCUUUUCUCACUAACCACACAGUCUUGCAAAGCUUUCAGAUACUACUCAGCUAUAUAGGUACACAAAAUGUAAUGCACAUUAUUGCAUAUCUUUAAGUUGGAUUCAGGUGGGCAUUUUUUUCUGAUUGUAGUAAAUUUGAAUUAUUUUUUAUAUAUAUGCCCAUUAACCCAGGUUAAACUUUUAUUUGUUUUACUUGUUUGAUGCUGUCUGUUGGCAUUGAGUGUAAGUCACUAAAAUUAAUGGUAGAACUCCUAAAGCUUUCUCUGUUCCAAUUACUUUUACUAAGUAUUUUUCACUUGGCUUAUUUUUAAAACUGGGAACAUAAAGUGCCUGUAUCUUGUAAAACUUCAUUUGUCUCUCUUGGUUCAGAGAAGUUCAUUCAUGUUCAUCAGGAAAGGCAAAGUAUACAUGAGUGCUUGCUGUCUGAUAUGGUUCCAGUUCUGUAUACCUAGAAGGGGAUGGGAUGGUGUCAGCCCAAUCCACCUAGUUGGACUAGUUUUAAGUAAAAGUUUUUGGUUUGUUUUUGAACCAUAAUAUUUAGUAAAAUAAAUAUAAUGAAUGUUGCAUUCUA